AUGCCUCGCGCAGCGAAAAACACUAAGAGCAGUGAUGAUGCUGGGAUCAUGGCCGUUGUUGCGAAACAAAUGCAAUCGUCGUGGGAGAAGAAGCGGAAGGAGAAGGAGGCGAAGUACUUCACCAAUGCUGAGGCUGUGCUUGAGCAAUGUGUCACAUCGGGCCGGGAGGAGUACCUCGAAGCUAUGGCUGAUAUGAACGCCGCCUACGAGCAGUUCGUCCAGGAUUAUGCUGUCGUCGAAGACGAGAUCCGCAAGUUGCUUCUCCAGCUCGGGCGGGAACAGCAGAAGAUGCGGGAUCUGGCAGAAAGCAAGCACACGCAAAUGGUGGACAGCGAGAAAGCUCGGGAGCGCGGGCAGGUUCAGGGGAUGGCUACGGCCAAGAAGGCGAUGGAGGACUUCCACCGCUUCUCAAACAUGCUGCGUCAAUUAGAAUGA
Rhodofomes roseus is the source of this 435-nucleotide messenger RNA. RefSeq lists its product as uncharacterized. The transcript is spliced from 8 exons. The coding region runs from base 1 to 435 and encodes 144 amino acids. The record is from RefSeq and is a predicted model, not a curated record. NCBI's taxonomy places the organism in Eukaryota, Fungi, Basidiomycota, Agaricomycetes, Polyporales, Fomitopsidaceae.